Molecule: messenger RNA, 1208 nt
Organism: Pogonomyrmex barbatus (red harvester ant)
Lineage: Eukaryota; Metazoa; Arthropoda; Insecta; Hymenoptera; Formicidae
Gene: Lsm11
Product: U6 snRNA-associated Sm-like protein LSm11
Biological process (GO): mRNA 3'-end processing by stem-loop binding and cleavage
Cellular component (GO): U7 snRNP
Molecular function (GO): U7 snRNA binding
Source: RefSeq, a predicted model, not a curated record
UUUCCCGCCCUUUUUUGAAGUCUCGUGGUUUUUGCUGCUCUUCGAUAUGUACCAAGUGCCGAAAGUGCAACUGUACUUUACGAAACGCACGUGGUGUAUUACAUUGUCUUAUCAUUGAUAAUAGUAUGAAUUAAUGUAUGUUCAGUGUAAAGGGUGUAAUGUGAAAGGAAUAAACUUGUCAUAAUCGACAAUGGCGGAUGAAGACAGCGAGACGUCGGACGAGAGUUUGGACGCGAAAAGCGAGAAAUUCGAUCCGCUGAAAGCAUUGUAUUCGCCCAAAAUGCGAUUGAUAUCCUCCGCACCGACGUACGACAACAUUGCCAAAUUCGAAUCCAUUCUGAAGGGCGUUAAAGGGCCGACAAAAAGUGACAAAUCGGAUGCACCAGAAUCCUCGAGAAGGAGAUUUUUACCGCAUCAAGAACCAGUGCCUGGCAGAAAACAGAAGUAUUUACUUGAACAGAAGAAUUUACUCACAAAAAUGCAAAAGACCCUCGGCCCGUUAGGAAUGCUCCACGGGUGCAUGGAGAAUAAAAUCCGGGUUAGGGUCUACACCAGGAACGCGCGGGGAAUAAGAGGACACGUGGAGGCAUACGUAGUCGCCUUCGACAAGCAUUGGAACCUCGCGCUGGAGGAUUGUUUCGAGGUCUGGUCCCGCAAAGUCAAGAGAAAAGCGCCCGCUCUUGGUGCUGAUGCAGUCAAAGUAGAGCUGUCAGAAAACGACGUCCCUACGGCUACGAUGGUGACGAAGAUCGAGGGAAAGACGGAGACCUUGGAGAGACACGUGCCGCAGAUGCUGCUGAGGGGAGAACAGAUCGCCAUAAUCGUCAAAAUCAAUUGACUAACGCUAUCGCCUUAAGGGCUGUCCACAACUACGGUGCCACGUGCGUUAACUUACACACCCAAUUGUAUAUGGUCUCUUCCUGUUACUCGUACUGUUAUUUAUUGUAAUGGGAUUUUACACAAUUUAUUAUUGUGAUAAAUGUUUUAGUGUCUAUAAAUAUUUGAAAUCUAUUUGUAUAAGAUUCUUCGCAAAAGUCGAUUUUUUCGAAUACAUUGUGUACCUCAGAAUACAUUAAUCGAAUAAUGAAAUUCAUCCAAUUACGCGGCUCUAUAACGCCGAGAUCGUGAUCUACAUAACCGGAAUACUCCAUUCAUUUUUCCUUCUCCCCAACAAUACGUUUAAAUAAUAAAUAUAUUUUGAACGAAAA